Cyprinodon tularosa is the source of this 1148-nucleotide messenger RNA. RefSeq lists its product as uncharacterized. The record is from RefSeq and is a predicted model, not a curated record. Lineage: Eukaryota; Metazoa; Chordata; Actinopteri; Cyprinodontiformes; Cyprinodontidae. The transcript has 4 exons. Bases 3 to 1097 code for a protein of 364 amino acids.
CAAUGACAACAGUCACAGUUUGCUUCUUAAUUCUGUUUACAUGCAUUAUACCAUCUGGUACUUGGCCUAGCCUAGACCAUCCAAAUGAACUUUGUCAGAAUGAGUAUCUUCAAGGAAACAAGACCUUAAGCUUAUCAUGUAAACAUUCUGUCAUUUAUGACAGAAUCAAAAUAAAACCAAGCUUGGGAUUUAUGAGAUCUUCUAAAUGGGUUGUGGCCUUUGACAAUAUUUUGGUUUAUAAGGGAUGCACAAUGUCAAGGUUAUGCAUGCUCUUUGACUCAUGCUUAUAUGUUCUGAAAAAAGCUAAGCAAAAUGUGAUCACCACAGAGGAAAACAGAGAAAAGUUUAAAAAUGAUGUCCUAAAAUGUGGGAUUAAUUUCCUCUAUAAAACCCACUGCCCUUUGGUUAAGAUGAAGAUCCUCUCAGCCUUUUCAUCAACAUCCUGCUCAAAAGAAGUUUUUAUGAUCAAAGCAGAAACAUUAACAUGUCCUGUUUGUACAACAGUAUGUGAUGUUCUUUCAGCCUCUAGCAGACUUUUCCUGGCAAUGGCAUUUAUGAUGUUAAUCUAUACAACAUGGCUAAAAACAAACCUGAGUGUUGCUGCUUAUAAUGGUAAUGUUGCAAUGGGGAUGCUUUUCACAUUUGCAAUGCAUUGUUCAUUUGACCGGUUAUUGAUGACCCUCUACCUCAUUUGUGCUCUAACAAAAACUAGUCAUGUAUUAAUUGCCUACCAGGCUGUGCAUUUGUUCAUAACUAGACUUUUUUCUUUGCACCUGAAGUCAACGACCACUAUGUUGAUUCUUUGGCUAAUUGUUAUCAUUACAAUUCCUAAUAAGAACUUGAAAGAUUGGUCUACAGAUCUCCAUCUGCGCAAUAUUUUUGAAUCAACACGAAGAAUGUGUGCUGGCUUAGGACAGCUUAUGUUUCUGGUUUCUUUUUACUGUUCAUUGGCUAUCCUCCCCUCUUUAACACAAUUCAUCCAGAGUGAAUUUAACAGUAUGAAUUUCCUUUUUCACCUCCAGCUGUUCACAUACCCACAAAAUUCAAGAACACCAAGAAAGUAUGUAAUUUUUGUAAGAAUAUACAGGUUAAUUUAAGAACAAUUUUCAAUUUUUCUACUAAAACAAUAAAGAAUGUUUACAUCUUAA